CCGAACCUUGUUCUCGUGUCAUGCUUCAAUUCUCGAUCCAAAGCAACCAGCCACUGUUCCAAACCCACCAAACUUAGGGGGGGGGGGAAGACAAACCGAACAAGAAACAGAGGCACUGCAAUGAGAGUCUGAUACCCAUGUCUGAAAACAGACCAUUAGCAAGUCUCAUAAGCACUUAUUUGUCAAAGACAUUCGGACACUAUUUUUUUUUCGACGUAAAGAUCAUGAAGAGAAUCAGAGGGUUCCAGCUCGGACGCAAGCUAGUGAAGGUUUGCAAAUGGAUAAUACGACCUACAAGAAGAAGAAGAAACUUCAGGAUUAGUUUCUUGGGACAUACGACCCGAAGCCACAACCCUUUAACAAGAAUCUGCUCUUUUGCGACGUUUAUUCGACGGGGAAUCAAGGGGCUGUGUGAUUCGAACUCGGAUCCGGGUUACAUUCAAUUGGGUGGAAAAGGAGCGAAGCGGGUUGGAGUGCCGAAAGGGCAGCUUGCUGUGUACGUCGGCGAAUCAGAAGGUAACACGAAGAGGAUGUUAGUGCCUGUCAUUUAUUUCAACCACCCGCUAUUUGGUGAGCUGUUGAAGGAAGCGGAGCGGGUUUACGGGUUCAAUCAAUCGGGUGGGAUCACGUUACCUUGCAGUAUUUCUGAGUUUGAAAAGGUGAAAAUGAAAAUUGCCGACUGGGAUCAUUGCCAACGGAAACAACACCGUCGUUAUUUUUUGGCGGAUUAAAAAAUUUUAGCUAUU
This is a messenger RNA of Hibiscus syriacus, 746 nucleotides long. RefSeq names its product auxin-responsive protein SAUR36-like. The coding region runs from base 138 to 731 and encodes 197 amino acids. NCBI's taxonomy places the organism in Eukaryota, Viridiplantae, Streptophyta, Magnoliopsida, Malvales, Malvaceae. The record is from RefSeq and is a predicted model, not a curated record. The transcript has a single exon. Gene Ontology annotation, biological process: response to auxin.